AUGGUUGCUGAACUUGUUCCAUACUUUGAUGGGAUGCAGCAAGGGCAGGGAUACGAUACCUACCUUCAAGAGCUCCGUGUAGCAAAUGCUGUUACUAUAACGUCUAAAACACCACCUUCUGAUACCUAUGAUCUAACCUAUAAGAGUGACGAAAUCCAGGACUACACGGAGCUUGCGAAGUCAUUGGAGAUCACCGCUGGGGCCGCCAUAUCAGGCUGGGGCCAGUCGGCCAAGGUGGAUGCCAGUUAUCUCAAUUGGUCCAAGUUUGAAAGCGCCACGACUACCUAUCAAGUCGAGGUGUCAUCGCAGCAACAAGCGUCAAUUGAUAACUCAUAUUCCUUUAACAAAAUCUCAACUACUAAUCCACAUGCAACGUAUGGGGACCGGUUUGUUACAGGUGGCAAGUUCCUUGCCCGUGUAAGCAUAUCCUCAAUUAACAAAUCCAGCACGGAAGAAGUCAAACAGGCAGCCACAGUCGCUUUGACGAUGUACGGGGCCACCGGAGAAGUGACGGAGGAAGUCAAGAAUGCUGUGUCGUCAAUUCAGAAAAACUCUCGGACAACAAUCUGGAUCCAUAUCUCUGGCGGCGGAAACAAGUUGGCUGCAACCAAGCGAAUUGAUGCAACUCCUGAAGAUGGAGAUUCACCGCUCUUUGAAAUUAAAAAGCAGGCUGAUAAUUUCUAUCAGGAGGUGAAGGAUGGGAAGCAUAAAUACAGACGUUUCGGUGUCUUGUGGAAAUACACCAAUGUCCCGGAUUUUAACAAUGCAUUCGAUCCAUUUGACUACACAGCUGCAAACAAAAGGAGCUGGAACCUUUUCGAGGAUUUUACACAGUACGGUGUCUACAUUAAUGGCGUCAAAAAGAUGCCUGUUGAUAAGUUCCUCAAGGGCAGGCAGCAGCAGGCCGAUCUUUAUGACGAAGGGACAACAGUAAACCUGGCAAUCUCCAACAAGGUUGAAGCGAUCGACAAAGACCCAACUGAGGUGGAUAAGCCACUUCCGUAUCCAAAGCCAUAUGAAUUUCAGAGAAAGGUCCUGCUGGCUCUGAAGACAGUGGCUUAUAUUGCCCAAGAGAGAACUGUUGACGGCGGCAGCAUCACUGAUAUUGCGUUGCCAACUCUUUACGGAGGUGCAGAGAAGCUAUUCGAGUUCAAAGCAUUUGACUUUGACGCUGUCAUCGGCACCUCGGUAGUAUCUUUUGGAAGGCGAGACUCAUCCUAUAUCUGUCUCAAUGGCCAGCGAGCUGGUGAUUUUGGGUAUCAGGAAGAAAGUGUCUUUUGGACAUUCCCAGAUGAGGUAGAACAAGUGGCAGAGCAAAAGAUCAACGUUUCAAAGGUCAAAUCGGCAGAUUUGAUACGAUUGAGCCGUACCGAGACAGGGCCCAGGUUUCUCUUUGACAUUUACACUGAAAAGAGCGGCUAA
Aspergillus pseudotamarii is the source of this 1422-nucleotide messenger RNA. RefSeq lists its product as uncharacterized. Bases 1 to 1422 code for a protein of 473 amino acids. The record is from RefSeq and is a predicted model, not a curated record. The transcript has 12 exons. Lineage: Eukaryota; Fungi; Ascomycota; Eurotiomycetes; Eurotiales; Aspergillaceae.